Pezoporus flaviventris is the source of this 1698-nucleotide messenger RNA. It is a transcript of the gene SLC25A5, whose product is annotated as solute carrier family 25 member 5. Lineage: Eukaryota; Metazoa; Chordata; Aves; Psittaciformes; Psittacidae. Gene Ontology annotation, cellular component: mitochondrial inner membrane. Gene Ontology annotation, biological process: mitochondrial ADP transmembrane transport; mitochondrial ATP transmembrane transport. The record is from RefSeq and is a predicted model, not a curated record. Gene Ontology annotation, molecular function: ATP:ADP antiporter activity.
AUGUGUAAAACGGUGUGUGAUCACCAAGAACCAGCUGUCGCAGGGACAGCCGUUGGGCAGGUGAACUGUAGCUCAGGUGAUGUUUGGGUGCAGUGGAGGUUGGAGGGGUGCAUGGUGGGGUACAGGUCUGAGCACCUCAUCACAGCUGGGCUCAGGGAAUACGUACAGUGCCUGGAGGUCCGUGACUCCCUGAGCAUCCGGUGUGCAGGUGACAGUACCGGCAGAGGGUCGGGGUGGGGGUCACCCAGGGUGACACUAGUAGAGUUCUCUCAGUGGGGUGAGCCGCAGCGGUGCUGGGCUGUCUUCAUGACAGCGCUCAGGCGGUGCAGAUGGGCUCGGGGGGACGCAAGGCCCCGCAGGGGCAGCCCAGCCAGCGCUCCCAUGCUGGGCAUUGGCGGUUCGCGCCCCACCUGAGGUUGCCAAGCCAGCACUGUCCCCCUCCCACAGUAGAUGAGCGGGACGCGGCGGUGCAUACCACCCAAUGUGUCCGCCGCCACCCCCUAUAUAAGGCGGCCAUUUCAUCCUCCGCUGCAGUGCCGCCUCUCACCACCUCGCCUUCCACCGCCUCUCGCCAUGACAGAUGCGGCCCUGUCCUUCACUAAGGAUUUCGUCACCGGUGGGGUGGCGGCCACCAUCUCCAAGACCGUCGCCCUUAUCGAGAGGGUGAAGGGGCUGCUACAGGUGAAGCACGCCAGCAAGCAGUUCUCACCCAAUACGCACUAAAAGGGCACCGUCAAUUGCAUGGUGUGCAUCCCCUGGGAGCAGGGCAUCCUCUCCUUCUGGUGUGGCACCCUGGCCAGUGUGAUCGGGAACUUCCCCAGCCAGGCCCUCAACUUUGCCUUCAGCGAUAAGUAGAAGCAGAUCUUCCUGGAUGGUGUGGACAAGCAAAUCCAGUUCUGGCGGUACUUUGCUGGUGACCUGGUGUCCGGGGGUGCUGCCGGUGCUACCUCCCUCUGCAUCAUCUGCUCACUUGACUUUGCCUCAACCCACCUGGGAGCAGAUGUGGGCAAAGCCAAGGCUGACCAGGAGUUCAGUGGGCUCAGCGACUGCCUGCUCAGUGUCUUCCGGUCGAUGGCCUCAAGGGCCAUACAGGGCUUCAGUGUCUCUCUCCAGGGUAUCAUCAUCUACAGAGCUGCCUACUUUGGCAUCUAUGACACUGUGAAGGGUAGGCUCCCAGACCCAAGCAACACCCCCAUCAUUGUCAACUGGAUGAUCGCUCAGACCGUCACUGCUAUCGCUGGUUUCACAUCAUGCCCUUUUGAUACUGUCCGUCGUCGCACGAUGAUGCAGUCUGGUUGGAAAGGAGCUGACGUUAUGUACAUGGGCACCCUUGACUGCUGGUGGAAGAUUGCCCAGGACGAGGGCUCCAAGGUUUUCAAAGGUGCAUGGUCAACUGUACUUCGAGGAAUGGGUGGUGCUUUUGUCUUGGUCCUCUGUGAUGAAAUCAAGAAGUACACAUAAGUUGCCUUCUGUUGUGAACUGGCAUGUUGUUACAUAUAGUCCACGACCGUUCAUGGACUUGUGUGAAAACCAUCUAGUUACUAAACAGCAAUGGCUGAUGUUUAUACAGGUUGGCAUGGGGCAGGAGCAACUGCCUGCCCUGCCUUUAUCAAAUUGUUCUCCCUGAUGGGACUCACCAUGGUUUCUAUUUCAGUCACUCCUGCUUAAAGAGUACAAAGAAAUAAAAAUCUGAAACCA